AUCCGUAAGCGUAGUCACUGAUGUGUCUGGAUAUGCGACGAAUGUUAACUCAAUGAAGAAACUUUAGAAAGAAUCUGAAGAGACGAGCGUCUGUGCUUCCUUUAGUGUGCGCUGGGUCUGAUUUGGUGUGAAAGAGUGUUCGAGUAUGCACUAGAAGUACUGUUACUGUAGGGCGCUAGGUGCAGGAGAAGAUUCACAGCUCUUAAGAACAAGUAGACAACACCAGUUUCCCAAUGGCUGAAAACAACUUUCCUCCUCUGCCGGGCUUUAUUCCUCUGAAGCCGUGCUUCUACCAGGACUUUGAGGAGAUUCCUGACCAGCAUCGCACCAUGUGCAAGAGACUCUACCACCUGUGGAUCUUGUACGGAGUGACGCUGCUGGUGAACUUCUUGGGCUGUAUGGCGUGGAUGUUUGGAGGAGGAGGAGUGACUAACUUCGGGAUGUCCAUCAUCUGGGUUAUUCUCUUCACCCCCUGCUCUUACGUGUGCUGGUUCAGACCCAUUUACAACGCCUUCAAGACGGACAGCUCAUUCUACUUCAUGGCGUUCUUCUUUGUCUUCAUGGCACAACUGUUCAUUGCUAUAAUUCAGGCCAUUGGAAUCCCAGGAUGGGGUGUUUGCGGCUGGUUGGGCACCAUCUCCUUCUUUGGGACGAGUAUCUUUGCCUCCAUCAUCAUGCUGAUCCCCACCCUCAUGUUCACCGCAGUCGCUGUCAUCUCAUUCGUGGUGCUCACCAAGGUUCAUAACUUCUACCGCGGCAGCGGCGGCAGCGUGAGUAAAGCGCAGGAGGAGUGGGUCUCCGGCGCCUGGAAGAAUCCUCACGUCCAGCAGGCGGCUCUGAGCGCAGCGGCCGGAGCGAUGCAGGGGCCGCAGGGGCCACAGGGGCCGCCCUACUCCACUCCCUCCUACGACAACGCUGUGUAAAACACAGCCAGCAGGCAUCAGAGCAUACUGACGUCAAACACCAGGUGCAACCAACCAACUGAUGCUUGGGAUUUUGAGCUUUUUUAAUGUAAAUGUUUGUGUCUUUGUUCUAUGUUUUGUGUCUGUUUUGGCCUAUUUGCUCCCAGCUAAGUAAAAUAUGUUCUGAGAACGUUUUUCUAACAUUCCCAUUAAGUUAUUAAAACAUUCAAAACAUCCAGUUUUUAAAAUGUUUUUGAACAUUUAAUUGUAUCAUUUUCCAAACAUUCCAUGAACGUUACAUUUGAAUGUUCUCUGAACAUUCUAAAACAAGUAGUGAGAUUGAAAAAAAACUAAAUGAAUAAAUAAACUUAGAUAAACGUCAAACUAAAAUGUUUCAUGAAUUAAACAUUCUAAUGAAUAAAGUAUAAAUAACAUUUGUGUUCUAAUGUUUUGAGAACACUAUUAAAGACCAGACACUGGAAGAAUAUUUGUUCGUAAUUUUCAGAGAGCCUCGCCACAACGUUCCAAAGUUCUGAGAACAUCUCCUGUUAGCUGGGUUGCUCUUAUGUGACUGUAUUAAAUUAUGAAUGAGUUUAUGUAGAUUAAAAUGUGUAAUCAGGGUUCCCAUGGUCAUGGAAACGUUGGAAAUAUCAGGGAAUUUUAAACGUGAUUUCUAGUCCAGGAAAUAAUGCAAUAUUUAAUACAUAAUGGAAAUUCCUGAAGUCUUUUUUUAAAUAUUAAUUCAGCUAGAGAUCAUCUGUGAAUUAGAAACAUUUUAUGUUUUAAUUACAAACAACUAAAAAUGUAUAUGCAUUUUAGUUGUGAAUAUAUUUUUUUCUAGUUAUUAUAGUUAUUGUUUUACAUGAUUUGAUAUUCUAGAAACUGCUCAAAUGAGUGCAAUCUCAAUUAAAUUACUUCUAAAAACAUUUACACAACAGCAGCAUUUCAGAAGCCUGAAAACACACAAAAAGUAAAAAGUGCAAGUUUUUGAAAAAGAUACAGUUACCAUCUCCAUGCAAACUAUAAAAAAAACAUGAAUUUCUGAAAAGCUACAGUAUAUCAUGCGCAUGCGUAUUGCAACCAUAAUACAGUGUUUUUAGUUGUUUGAGUGGGUAUCAUUUUUGAUAACGUUGUCAUCUGUACGCAAAACUUUUCAAUAUUGCAAAGGAUAAAUGUGUCUAUUUUUAGGGCAUCAUUGUCGUGUACAUGGACCCUUAGACUUGUUUUAUUUGAGAAAUGUGUAUGUGUAUUUAGCAUGAGGGGCCUCUAUGUGUUGUCUGUCACUUAAACACGGAUGUUGAAGAACGCAGAUGAAACAGUCCUGUUUGAAAUGCACUAUUUAUUUAUUUAUUUAUUUCUCGAUUUUAAACAUUUGUUGUCCAUGUGAUAUGAAACAAAUGUCACUGAUUGAUAACUUGAAUUUAAAUAAAGCACCAACAUCUAUUUGUUUGUUUGU
Cyprinus carpio (common carp) is the source of this 2358-nucleotide messenger RNA. Its product is annotated as secretory carrier-associated membrane protein 5. Lineage: Eukaryota; Metazoa; Chordata; Actinopteri; Cypriniformes; Cyprinidae. The record is from RefSeq and is a predicted model, not a curated record. Gene Ontology annotation, biological process: protein transport. Gene Ontology annotation, cellular component: recycling endosome membrane; trans-Golgi network membrane.